Molecule: messenger RNA, 2053 nt
Organism: Gastrolobium bilobum
Lineage: Eukaryota; Viridiplantae; Streptophyta; Magnoliopsida; Fabales; Fabaceae
Product: protein disulfide isomerase-like 1-4
Exons: 12
Coding region: 73-1821 (582 amino acids)
Biological process (GO): response to endoplasmic reticulum stress; protein folding
Cellular component (GO): endoplasmic reticulum
Molecular function (GO): protein disulfide isomerase activity
Source: RefSeq, a predicted model, not a curated record
AGCUUCCAUUCGUCGGUGAAGAAGCCAUACACGAUCUUGUUAUCAGAAUUCCCGUUGGUUUCGCAAGUCACAAUGCUAAGUCGUAGACGACUCGUCGUUUCGCUCUUUCUCACCGCUCUUCUCAUCAUCUCAACCUUCUCUCUCAGUCUCUGCGACAAAACCCCCCAAAACGAAAACGACGACGACGACGACGAGGAUCUCAGCUUUCUCGACGAACCCGCUGACACCUCAACUUCACACCACAACUACCCAGAUCUUGACCACUUCGACGAAGACGAAGAUGACGACGACGGCGACGGGGAUGACUUGGAAGACUUCUCCGGCUUCUACCCCUCGGAGGAAUCGUACAAGGAACCCGUGGUGGAUGACAAGGACGUCGUCGUUUUGAAGGAGCGGAACUUCACCACCGUCGUCGAAGACAACCGCUUCGUGAUGGUGGAAUUCUACGCCCCCUGGUGCGGCCACUGCCAGUCCCUGGCGCCGGAGUACGCCGCCGCCGCAACCGAGUUGAAGGGUGACGGUGUCGUUUUGGCAAAGGUGGAUGCCACCGAAGAGAACGAAUUGGCUCACGAGUACGAUGUUCAGGGUUUCCCCACUGUCUACUUUUUCGUCGAUGGGGUUCACAAGCCUUACACUGGCCACAGAACCAAAGAUGCUAUAGUGACAUGGAUUAGGAAGAAGAUAGGACCUGGUGUAUACAACAUAACUACGUUGGAUGAUGCUGAACGCAUAUUGACCUCUGAAAGUAAAGUUGUUUUGGGCUUCCUUGACUCUUUAGUUGGUGCUGAGAGUGACGAGCUAGCUGCAGCUUCAAAACUUGAGGAUAAUGUCAAUUUUUAUCAAACUGUGAUUCCUGAUGUGGCUAAGCUUUUUCAUAUUGACCCAAAUGUCAAACGCCCUGCUUUGGUCUUGCUCAAGAAAGAGGAGGAGAAACUGAACCAUUUUGAUGGCCAAUUUGUGAAAGCUGCAAUAGUCGACUUUGUAUCCUCCAACAAGCUUCCUUUGGUUACAACUUUUACAAGAGAAAGUGCCCCAUUGAUCUUUGAAAGUCAAAUCAAGAAACAGUUGUUGCUGUUUGUGACUUCAAAUGAUACAGAGAAAUUCAUUCCAGUAUUUCAAGAAGCAGCAAAAAUUUUCAAGGGGAAGCUGGUCUUUGUUCAUGUGGAAAUGGAUAAUGAAGAUGUUGGAAAGCCUGUUGCAGAUUAUUUUGGGAUCACUGGGAAUGCUCCCAAAGUACUUGGAUUCACAGGAAAUGAUGAUGGAAGAAAAUUUUUGUUUGAUGGAGAGGUGACUGUUGACAAAAUCAAGGCAUUUGGGAAAGAUUUCCUUGAAGACAAGCUAAAACCUUUCCUCAAGUCAGAUCCAGUUCCUGAAAGUAAUGAUGGUGAUGUGAAAAUAGUUGUUGGGAAUAACUUCGAUGAAAUAGUCUUGGACGAGUCAAAGGAUGUUCUGCUUGAGAUUUAUGCUCCCUGGUGUGGCCACUGCCAAGCACUGGAACCAACAUUCAACAAGCUUGCAAAACAUCUGCGCAGCAUUGAGUCUAUUGUGAUAGCCAAGAUGGACGGUACAACAAAUGAGCAUCCCAGGGCAAAGGCUGAUGGAUUCCCCACUCUUCUCUUCUUCCCAGCAGGACACAAUAGUUCUGACCCUAUUGCUGUUGAUUCGGAUCGUACGGUGUUAGCCUUUUAUAAGUUCCUUAAGAAACAUGCAUCAAUCCCGUUCCAGCUCCAGAAACCAACCACAACUUCUAAAACUGAGAACGAGAGUUCUGAUGUCAAGGAAAGUCAGAGUAGCAGCACUGACGUGAAGGAUGAAUUGUGAGAGUUGAAUGACACUUCUAUUUAUAAAGAGGUAUGAUGCUGACAGAUGAUAACACAGUCACUAUUCGGUGAGAAAAAAACCGUCUUUUUUCCCUCACCCUGGCCAAAAGAAGUGGAGAAAUGAGAGGUAAAAUAUGUAGUAGCUUCUUCGACUUUUACAUGUUUGUGUGUAUUAGAGUUAUGGUUGAGACUUUAAUGAGAAAAACAAUGACAAGAAAUUUUAAUAUAUUCAU